This is a messenger RNA of Macroventuria anomochaeta, 633 nucleotides long. RefSeq lists its product as uncharacterized. Lineage: Eukaryota; Fungi; Ascomycota; Dothideomycetes; Pleosporales; Didymellaceae. The record is from RefSeq and is a predicted model, not a curated record. The transcript has a single exon. The annotation marks the transcript as partial.
AUAACCCUGCGCCGACCAUCCACCUCUUCUACCCCCUCCCAAGACACUCCCCUCGCCCCACCUACCCUCUCUUGGCUAAGCGGUCACUGGAAUGUAACCCACAGCACCCUCCCAAUGUGGAAGAAAUCACGAAACGUGAUCAUAACCUACACCACACUCCCUUCUACCGGCUCAGCCGGCGGACUCGGUCACCGUUCCGGGACACACAUGGACGACGAAGUCAGCUAUCAGGCACUAGAUAAGAGCAAGGUGAAAGUGAGCACGGUGAGGGGCGUUGACAAACCCUUCCCCACCACACCUACUUCCCCGACUGCUCCACCGGCUGCCAGCCAAAUGGACGAAGAACUAGCCUCGCUAGGGUAUAAUUGGAGAGGAAAAGGGUGGCUCAUGAUCGCAUCCUCAAAAUGGGAGAUCCUAGGCUACGGCUCCGAGUCAGGUACACAAAACGACUGGGUAGUAACCUACUUCGCAAAGACAUUGUUCACGCCCGCCGGGGUGGAUUUCUACUCGCGGCGCGGCCAGCUGCGUCCGGAGACGGUUGCGGGGAUCGAGGACGCGAUUAGAGGGUUGGGCGGGGAUGUAGCGAAGUUGGUGGGCGAGGUGUUUGAGGUUGCGUUUGAUGGGGAGAGGGAG